AUGGCCCAGGCAGCCCACUGCAUCCACUCCACCUUUGGCCUCCAGUGCUACCUCCUCUUCCUUCUAGGUUCUUGGGAGUCAGCAUCUGAUCAUUUGUUGCCUCCUACUUCAGGCCUUGUUUAUAGUACACUCUCUGAUUAUACUGCUCUUCAUUUAGGCCACAACCCUCUAGACCUCACUAAAUCUACAGAAAUCCAUAAGCGAAAAAGUCAUUGCAAUACUACACACCAUAUCAAGCCAACUUACAAACCAAUAGAUAACCCUCAAAAUUCUACAAGUGAUUAUGAAGUUUCUCCUACUUCUGAAAAAAAACCCAGCAAUCAAGGAAAAAAACCAAAUAUCCAGAAUAGACGCUCUAUUGAUCCUAAUGACUCUACUAACACACAUAAAGGACUGUCUGGUGCAAAAUAUUCAACCCUAGCACCCAAGAGAAAACCAUUUUGCAAUAAGCCCAAUGUAAGCAAAACAGAGUCUACAAAACAUGGAGAAGAGACUAAAUCAGCCGAUGGGAAGACCACAACAACCCAAGAAAAGUCCAAGAAACAUGGACAGAACACCACUCCAGCCAGCAGUAAGACAAUGAAAGCCCCAGAAGAUCCCAAAGACCAUGUAAAGAAGACCACAAGAGCCCUAGAAGGGCCCAAGGAUGAUGGAAAGAAGACCACUCCAGCCAACACCACGAGAGCCCUUGGAGGACUAAAGAAUUCUGGGGAGAAGACCACCACCGUCAGCGGGAAGACCACCAGUACCACAGAAGGGCCCCCAGACCAUGGAAGGAAGACCACUGCAGCGAGCGGGAAGACCACGAGAGCCCUGGGAGGACUCAAGAAUCCUGGGGAGAAGACCACCACCGUCAGCGGGAAGACCACCAGUACCGCAGAAGGGUCCCCAGACCAUGGAAGGAAGACCACUGCAGUGAGUGGGAAGACCACGAGAGCCCUGGGAGGACUCAAGAAUCCUGGAGAGAAGACCACCACAGUCAGUGGGAAGACCACCAGUACCGCAGAAGGGCCCCCAGACCAUGGGAGGAAGACCACUGCAGCGAGCGGGAAGACCACGAGACCCUUGGGAGGACUCAAGAAUCCUGGAGAGAAGACCACCACCGUCAGCAUGAAGACCACCAGUACCGCAGAAGGGCCCCCAGACCAUGGGAGGAAGACCACUGCAGCGAGCGGGAAGACCACAAGAGCCCUGGGAGGACUCAAGAAUCCUGGGGAGAAGACCACCACAGUCAGUGGGAAGACCACCAGUACCGCAGAAGGGUCUCCAGACCAUGGAAGGAAGACCACUGCAGCGAGUGGGAAGACCACGAGACCCCUGGGAGGACUCAAGAAUCCUGGGGAGAAGACCACCACAGUCAGCGGGAAGACCACCAGUACCGCAGAAGGGUCUCCAGACCAUGGAAGGAAGACCACUGCAGCGAGCAGGAAGACCACGAGACCCCUGGGAGGACUCAAGAAUCCUGGGGAGAAGACCACCACCGUCAGCAGGAAGACCACCAGUACCUCUCACAUGAAGCUGAGUUCCACCAUGUCAGAGAUCCCAGGCAAUGAAAGCCAUCCAUAUCAGAAUGAAGAUGGCUCACACAGAGGUGUUCACGCUGGAGGAAGGAGUGAGAAUGAUUCAUUCCCUGCCUGGGCCAUAGUUAUUGUGGUCCUGGUGGCUGUGAUUCUCUUCCUGAUGUUCCUUAGCCUUAUCUUCUUGGUCUCCUAUAUGACAAAAACACGCCAGGCACUGAUCCAGAACAAGGAGGACAAUGACCCAGAAGAUGAUGGAGGCCCUAACUCCUACCCAGUCCACCUGAUGGAGCAGCAGACUCUUGGCAUGGGCCAGAUCACUUCCCCACGGUGA
Molecule: messenger RNA, 1851 nt
Organism: Nyctereutes procyonoides (raccoon dog)
Lineage: Eukaryota; Metazoa; Chordata; Mammalia; Carnivora; Canidae
Gene: MUCL3
Product: mucin like 3
Exons: 4
Coding region: 1-1851 (616 amino acids)
Source: RefSeq, a predicted model, not a curated record